GGUCCCCGAGGCUCCGUCCAGACAUGCUGAGCGACGACACGGUGGCCGUGUGGGAGGUGGCGCUGAGCGACGGCGUCUUCAGGAUCGAGUUCGCUCACGGGACCACCACCGGGAAACGCAUCGUUUGCAUCAACGGGAAGGAAGUCAUCAGAAAAGACUGGAUGUUCAAGCUGGUGGGGAAGGAGACCUUCACGGUGGGGAGCUCCGAGACCAAGGCCACCAUCUACAUCGAGGCCGUCAGCGGCUUCGCCUACGAGUACUCCCUGGAGGUGGACGGCAAGAGCCUGCAGAAGUUCACCGACAGCCGCGCCAAGAUCACCAAGACGUGGCUGCUGAAGGCGGACGGCGAGGACUACCGGGUGGUGCUGGAGAAGGACACCAUGGACGUUUGGUGCAACGGAGAGAAGAUGAACACUACGUGGGAGUUCGUGGACGACGGCACGGAGGCCGUCUUCCCCGUGGGGGAGCACGAGUGCUGCAUCAAGGCCACGAGCAGCGGCGGGAGGAGGAAGAGCGGCGGCAUCGUGCACUGCUUGCUGCUGGACGGACAGAAAGUGGCAGCCUCCGCACAAUAG
This is a messenger RNA of Salarias fasciatus (jewelled blenny), 575 nucleotides long. RefSeq names its product fas apoptotic inhibitory molecule 1-like. The record is from RefSeq and is a predicted model, not a curated record. Bases 24 to 575 code for a protein of 183 amino acids. Gene Ontology annotation, biological process: negative regulation of extrinsic apoptotic signaling pathway via death domain receptors. The transcript has 4 exons. Lineage: Eukaryota; Metazoa; Chordata; Actinopteri; Blenniiformes; Blenniidae.